CCAGUGACGCCCCCGAGCCCAGCUGCAGAAGCAGCCGCCACCUCCAAUGCACAAGGUGUCACAUUUGAAAAGAAACCUGAGCUCCAGCGAGGCGGCUCCUAGCGACCGGACCCAGGCCAGCGCUUACUGCGCAGCAGGGCGCUGGGCAGCGCUGGAGGAGCCUGAGAGCUCUGGCGGGGAAGACCCCAGCGACCUGAUUCUGGGAUCUCGUCUCUACGCUCUCUUCGCAUUUUUCAGAUUUCCGCUCCUCGAUUAUUUCUUCAAAACGGAGCCUUUACAUCAAGAGAAGGUGCCGGGGCUGGGGCAACCAGGACUUUCCCGGGCUCCCAAGAUGCGCUCCAUUAGGAAAAGGUGGACUAUCUGCACUAUAAGUCUGCUGCUGAUCUUUUAUAAGACAAAAGAAAUAGCAAGAACUGAGGAGCACCAGGAGACGCAACUCGUCGGAGAUGGUGAAUUGUGUUUGAGUCGAUCACUUGUCAAUAGCUCUGAUAAAAUCAUUCGGAAGGCUGGCUCGACUAUCUUCCAGCAUUCUGUAGAAGGUUGGAAAAUCAAUUCUUCCUUGGUCUUGGAGAUAAGGAAGAACAUUCUCCGUUUCUUAGAUGCAGAACGUGAUGUCUCAGUGGUCAAGAGCAGUUUUAAGCCUGGUGAUGUCAUACACUAUGUGCUGGACAGACGUCGGACACUGAAUAUUUCUCAUGACCUGCAUAGCCUUCUACCUGAAGUUUCACCAAUGAAAAAUCGCAGAUUUAAGACCUGUGCAGUUGUUGGAAAUUCUGGAAUUCUGUUAGAUAGUGAAUGUGGAAAGGAGAUUGACAGCCACAAUUUUGUAAUAAGGUGCAAUCUAGCUCCAGUGGUGGAGUUUGCUGCAGAUGUGGGAACUAAGUCAGAUUUUAUUACCAUGAAUCCAUCAGUUGUGCAAAGAGCAUUUGGAGGCUUUCGGAAUGAGAGUGACAGAGAAAAAUUUGUGCAUAGACUUUCCAUGCUGAAUGACAGUGUCCUUUGGAUUCCGGCCUUCAUGGUGAAAGGAGGAGAAAAGCACGUGGAAUGGGUUAAUGCACUAAUCCUUAAGAAUAAACUCAAAGUGCGAACUGCCUAUCCAUCACUGAGACUUAUUCAUGCUGUCAGAGGUUACUGGCUGACCAACAAAGUUCCCAUCAAAAGACCCAGCACAGGUCUUCUCAUGUACACACUCGCCACCAGAUUCUGUGAUGAAAUUCACCUGUAUGGAUUCUGGCCAUUCCCUAAAGAUUUGAAUGGAAAGGCUGUCAAAUAUCAUUACUAUGAUGACUUAAAAUAUAGAUACUUUUCCAAUGCAAGUCCUCACAGAAUGCCAUUAGAAUUCAAAACUUUAAAUGUGCUACACAAUAGGGGAGCUCUAAAACUGACAACAGGAAAGUGUAUGAAGCAAUAAAGCACAUUUUAAAACAUACACACUGAACAUGAACUUUUUUUCUAAAGAUGCUUCUGAAGAUUUGGAAAUAGGAUCCAAAACAAGGCUGGGUUUCAGCAUCCACCAACUGACUAAAGGCUGAAAUAGGAAGUCUAUGUGAAAUCUACCACCAGCUGAUGAAAUACCUGCAAAGUGCUCUAACAAUUAAAUACUUUGACUUCAAGGGUCCUAGUAAGUGCCACUUCCACUAAGAAUACAGUUUGAAUGUAUUAUCAGUAGUGUUUACAAGAUCCAACAGUGUACUCAUCAUUAAUUAGCAAAGCAAAUAUGUUCAUCACUGUAGGGCUGCCACUGCAAUGCCAAGCACAUUGGAAGAGGAACCCAGGAGCACAUCUCAGACCUUGGGAAAUUAAACCAUCCUUGUCAGCAGAAAUCAAGAUGGAAACAGUUUGAGCAGUGAAAUCCAUGAGAUUAAACAACUGGAGUUAAUGCCUUCAGUCAGGACACUGAGUCUGAUCAUGUUUAUGUUUUUUGUUUAUCUUUUGAAGUUUCUUUUGGUUUGGGAAUGGGGUGCUUAGAAAUUCUAUCUAAGAUGCAGAGAUAGGAAAUGCAUAUGAAUGAGAAAAAUAACCACCAAAUAAUCCUUUCUAAAGUUCUUAUAUUUUUCAAAUUGAUUUUGCACAAUUCUAAACCUCUAGAUUAUUUUCAAUGGUGUAGAAGGUACCAGUCAAAAUAUGCCACUCAAUAACAGUGAAACAUUGUAAAAGAGAGAUAUGUUGUGUCUUCUGAGAUGGAAAAAUGGGCAGAAAAAAUUGCACU
Nannospalax galili (Upper Galilee mountains blind mole rat) is the source of this 2209-nucleotide messenger RNA. RefSeq names its product ST8 alpha-N-acetyl-neuraminide alpha-2,8-sialyltransferase 4 (gene St8sia4). Gene Ontology annotation, biological process: N-glycan processing; oligosaccharide metabolic process. The record is from RefSeq and is a predicted model, not a curated record. Gene Ontology annotation, molecular function: alpha-N-acetylneuraminate alpha-2,8-sialyltransferase activity. Bases 47 to 1411 code for a protein of 454 amino acids. NCBI's taxonomy places the organism in Eukaryota, Metazoa, Chordata, Mammalia, Rodentia, Spalacidae. The transcript has 5 exons.